Messenger RNA from Neomonachus schauinslandi (Hawaiian monk seal), 2261 nucleotides. RefSeq names its product fukutin (gene FKTN). Gene Ontology annotation, cellular component: Golgi membrane. NCBI's taxonomy places the organism in Eukaryota, Metazoa, Chordata, Mammalia, Carnivora, Phocidae. The coding region runs from base 324 to 1709 and encodes 461 amino acids. The record is from RefSeq and is a predicted model, not a curated record. The transcript has 11 exons.
UGAGGCAAGUCACUUCUCUCAGGGCCUUAGUUUUCUCAGAUGUAAAAAGAGGACCUACAUGAUGUCAGGUUCUUUCUACUUUUGAAGAUAGCAGGUUUCCAAAGAAUAAAGUGGGUCAGGAUGUAUAGGAAGGCAGUGAGAGCGUCCUUGGAUUGUUUGGCUGCAUGAACUAGCAGGAAAGGAAGGGCAAAUGAGAAAACACAGAUAAGCCAUCUUUGCGGAACACACUUUCUUGGUGAGAAAGCAAGAUUAUCUUCUUACUCAAAAAAGAUGAAACGAACACGGUUAUUCUCAAAAGACAACCAAGUGAGCACCUUAGACUAAUGAGUAGAAUCAAUAAGAACGUGAUUUUGGCGCUUUUAACUUUGACAAGUUCUGCAUUUCUACUGUUUCAGUUGUACUACUACAAGCACUAUUUAUCAGCAAAGAAUGGAGCUGGUUUAUCAAAAUCUAAAGGAAGCCGAAAUGGAUUUGAUAGCACACAGUGGCGUGCAGUUAAAAAAUUUAUUAUGCUAACAUCCAGCCAAAAUGUACCAGUGUUCCUUAUUGAUCCUUUGAUUCUGGAAUUGAUUAAUAAAGACUUUGAACAAGUCAAAAAUACUUCUCAUGGCUCCACUUCAGAAUGCAAGUUUUUCUGUGUUCCAAGAGACUUUACUGCAUUUGCCCUGCGGUAUCACCUGUGGAAGAAUGAGGAAGGCUGGUUCCGGAUAGCUGAAAAUACGGGAUUUCAAUGCCUAAAGAUUGAGAGCAAAGAUCCCCGGCUAGAUGGGAUAGACUCCCUUUCUGGAACUGAAAUUCCCCUGCACUACGUCUGCAGAUUGGCCAAUCAUGCCAUCCACUUGGUGGUCUUUCAUGAGAGGAAUGGCAACUACCUCUGGCAUGGCCAUUUACGACUCAAAGGACACAUGGAUAGGAAAUUUGUUCCUUUUCGAAAGUUACAGUUUGGUCGUUAUCCUGGAGCUUUUGACAGGCCAGAGUUGCAACAAAUUACUGUUGAUGGACUAGAAGUUUUCAUCCCGAAAGAUCCAGUGCACUUUCUAGAAGAAAUACCACACUCUAGGUUUAUUGAGUGUAGGUAUAAAGAAGCUCGAGCAUUCUUUCAGCAGUACCUUGAUGAUAACACUGUGGAAGCUAUGGCCUUUCGGAAGAAUGCAAAGGAAUUAUUGCAACUGGCAGCCAAAACAUUAAAGAAAUUGGGAGUACGGUUCUGGCUGAGCAGUGGAACUUGUCUAGGGUGGUAUCGGCAAUGCAACAUUAUUCCUUAUAGUAAAGAUGUUGACCUAGGAAUUUUUAUACAAGAUUAUAAAUCUGAUAUUAUUUCAGCAUUUCAGGAUGUAGGACUUCCACUCAAACACAAAUUUGGGAAGGUAGAGGACAGCUUGGAACUAUCUUUCCAAGGAAAAGAUGAUAUAAAACUCGACAUUUUUUUCUUCUAUGAAGAGACUGACCAUAUGUGGAAUGGAGGCACUCAGGCCAAAACGGGAAAAAAAUUUAAAUACCUGUUUCCCAAGUUUACACUGUGCUGGACCGAGUUUGUAGACAUGAAGAUUCAUGUGCCCUGUGAAACUAUUGAGUACCUUGAAGCCAACUAUGGUAAGAGCUGGAAGAUUCCUGUGAAGACAUGGGACUGGAAGCGCUCUCCCCCCAAUGUGCGGCCCAAUGGAAUCUGGCCUAUUUCUGAGUGGGAUGAGGUUAUCCAGUUAUACUGAGACAGUAGGUUGAAAUGGUAGAAUCCCCCUUCUGAAACAAAGGUGGAUAACUGUUUAAGAAGAUAAAUCUCUAUUUGUCAAAUGUAAGGAGGGGCCAAAGAUAUGUCAAGUGUGAAGAUGCAGAAAGAGUCCUAACCUCUGAGCCAUCUGAUUUAAUUCUCUCAUUUUACUUUUAUUAAGGAGUCCCCGUGUGCCAGGUACAGUGCUAGGUUAGAGUGGAGAAGCGGAGAUGAGUGACACACAUGCCUAUCUCUUCCCCUUCCCUUUGGUAAGCACCUCAGUUUUCCUUUGAGGGAAACACCCUUACCUUUGAAGCUCCUAUAAAAUAUGAUGUUCUUUCAGAAUGUUAGAUAAUGGUUGGACUGGAUAAUGGGUUUAUUGGGCAAAGCUAAGGAGGGAUAUACCAGUAAAAAAGAAUAGCCCGUUCCUGCAAUCAGAAGUUAAGCUUAUAUGUUAGUGCUGCUUUUAAGGUUGUAGAGUUGGAGUUAAUAUUUAAGUGAUCAGACUUUAGGUGGCAUCAAGAAAAGAUGCUAGAUUCAUUUUACAAGCAAC